Phalacrocorax carbo (great cormorant) is the source of this 5943-nucleotide messenger RNA. The record is from RefSeq and is a predicted model, not a curated record. Lineage: Eukaryota; Metazoa; Chordata; Aves; Suliformes; Phalacrocoracidae.
GCGGCUCCGCGGGGCUGGCGGCGAGAGCGCGGUGCCGCCGGCGGCCGACGAGCGACGGCGAGCGGCGGCGGCAGGGGCGGCAGGGGCAGCGGCAGCGGCCGGGGGUGCGCAGCAGGGCCCGCGGCGGGGGCGCGCCCGGCCCCCGGCAUGGCCCGGCAGUAGGCAGGGAGCGCCGCCCGCCCGCCGCUCCCGGCGGCAGCCCCCGCCGCGCCCCGUCCGUCCUAUGUGACCCGCCCCGGCGCCAAGAUGAAAGACGAUUUUGCAGAGGAGGAGGAGGUGCAGUCCUUUGGCUACAAGAGGUUUGGUAUUCAGGAGGGGACUCAAUGUACCAAAUGUAAAAAUAACUGGGCACUGAAGUUUUCCAUCAUCUUAUUAUAUAUUUUAUGUGCCCUGCUAACAAUCACAGUAGCCAUUCUGGGAUACAAAGUUGUAGAAAAAAUGGACAAUGUGACAGGUGGCCUGGAAACGUCCCACAGAAGAUAUACAGAAAAGCUCACAGAGGUGGAGAGUGACCUGAAGAAAUUAGAUGACCAGGCUGGACAAAAAGCCAUGAAUACUAACACUGAACUGUCUAGCUUCAGAUCUGACAUUCUCACUCUUCGUCAGCAGCUUCAUGACAUUGCAGAGAAAACUACCAGAAACAAAGAUACACUGGAGAAGCUGCAAGAGUCUGGAAAUGUAUUGGAUGAUAGGCAGAGCCAAAUGAAAAGUGCCUUAGAUAGUAACUCUUUCAUGAUCAUCAGUGUCAAUAAGACUCUUCAGGCAUAUACAGGUUAUAUCAACAAUCUUCAACAAGACACAAGUAAUAUUCAAACAAACUUGCAAAACCAAGUGCAUUCUCAUAAUGUGGUCAUCAUGAACCUGAACAACUUAAACCUGACACAAAUACAGCAAAGAAAUCUUAUCAGUGUCCUGCAGAAGUCAAUGGAAGAUACAAGCUUGGCUAUUCUAAGAAUCAAGAAUGACUUUCAAAAUCUGCAGCAGGUCGUCCUUCAAGCCCGGAAGGACACUGACUGGCUUAAGGAGAAAGUACAAAAUUUACAGACUUUGGCCGCCAACAACUCAGCAUUGGCAAAAGCUAACAAUGAUACACUUGAAGACAUGAACAAUCAGCUCAGCUCCUUCAGUGGGCAAAUGGAGAAUAUCACUACAGUUGCCCAAGCCAAUGAACAAAACCUAAAGGAUCUCCAGGAACAGCAUAAAGAAUAUGAAAACAGAACUUCUGCCAAAUUCAACCAGCUAGAAGAGAGGUUCCAGGUCUUCGAAACGGAUAUAGUCAAUAUCAUUAGCAACAUCAGCUACACUGCUCAUCAUCUACGGACACUGACUAGCAAUCUCAAUGAGGUCAGGACAACUUGUACAGACACCUUAAGUAAACAUUCAGAUGAGCUGAUUUUUAUGAACAGCACACUAGCCAAUAUUCGCUUAGACUCUGCAUCUCUUAAGAUGCAACAGGAUUUGAUGAGGUCAAGGUUAGAUGUUGAAGUUGCCAAUUUGUCGGUAAUCAUGGAGGAAAUGAAGCUGGUAGAUUCCAAACAUGGCCAGCUCAUCAAGAACUUCACUAUCCUACAAGGCCCUCCUGGUCCAAGGGGACCUAAAGGUGACAGAGGCCCUCAAGGUCCUCUUGGCCCCGCUGGCCUAAAAGGACAAAAAGGAGAGAAAGGAGAGCCCGGGCCACCAGGACCUGCAGGGGAAAAGGGCCCACCUGGGCCAACUGGGCCACCAGGAGAAAAAGGAGGGAAAGGUUCAAGAGGAUCGCCUGGCUCCAAAGGUCAAAGAGGUUCUCCUGGCAAGACGGGCCUGCCUGGACCAAGCGGAGACCCAGGCCCACCAGGUCCACAAGGCAAAGAUGGUCCACCUGGGCCACAAGGUCCACCAGGGUUUCAAGGCUUGCAAGGAACUGUGGGAGAGCCAGGGGUACCAGGACCUCGAGGACUACCUGGGCUACCUGGAAUCCCUGGGCUGCCUGGACCAAAGGGCCCACCUGGCCCACCAGGGCCACCAGGUCCAGGGAUGCCAAUGGCACUACAAAGUGAACCUACAUCAGUGCCCGAGGCUAAUGGUUGUUCUCCUCAUUGGAAGAACUAUACAGAAAAGUGCUACUACUUUUCAAUUGAAAGAGAAAUUUUUGAAGAGGCAAAGUUAUUCUGUGAAGAAAAGGCAUCAAGCUUGGUUAUCAUAAACAACAAAGAGGAGCAGCAAUGGAUAAAAAGGCAGAUUUUUGGGAAAGGCAGCUUCUGGAUUGGACUAACGGAUUCAGAGAAGGAAAAUGAAUGGAGAUGGCUGGAUGGAUCCUUACCAGUUUACUCAAACUGGAAAACUGGGCAACCUGAUAACUGGAGCCAUGGGCAUGGGCCAGGGGAAGAUUGCGCCGGAUUAAUCUAUGCUGGGCUCUGGAAUGACUUCUACUGUGAAGAUGUUAACAAUUUCAUUUGUGAAAAAGACAUGGACAAAGGGCAAGCAUUUGGAGUGUAAUAGGCUGUGACUUUACAGUUACCUACAUACUAUGGAAAUUUACUUAAAGAAGAAAAUCCUCAGAAAAAACAAGCACUGAAAACUGGUUUAAAUGCAUAAAGGAAUUCAGCAGCAACUCUUCUCCAGCAUCCUGCAAUUAUUUGAGGCCUAUCAACCCACAGCAUCAGGAAAUACCAUUGGACUUCUUCUGUUAUAGAUUUUCUUCCCAACCAGUAACCACAUACAUAAGCAACUUGUGUCUUCUGAGAAAAGACAUUCUGUCAAUCUGAGUAAGACUGUUGGCCACUCAUAUAGAAAAACAUAUAAAGCAACUGUGUAAACAGUAUGUUUCAUUUGCUAAAAUCCCAAAUGUAGGAAAAUUAUACAGAUACACAAAUAUAUAGAUUUUAUAUAAAUAUAUAUAUAUAGUCCAACUCUUAUCAAUAAUAUGGAAUAUACUUUUAAGAGCUUUUAAAACUUUGUAUUUUUGUACAAAAUAUUUGCUUUUUACAAUUGUUCUCUUUUUUUACUGACGUUUUUUACAAAUAUAGUGCACAGGGGCCAAAGAAAACAAUAAAGGUACUAAUAAUUCAUUAAGGUUUGCUGUCAGGCCUAGCUCAGCUAUAGAGAAAUAUUUUUCCAGUUAGAAAUAUUUGUACUUUCCCAGAUGAUUUGUUCUGGUUAAAUAACUUUUAAAAGCAGAUUUUAGGUAGUGUUUUCUUUAUUAUAUGCAGUCCAGUCUGAGUGUGUAACAAUUAAGUUGACUAAGGACUAGAUACUCGUUAUAGCUCUGAUCACAGCCAGUGUUCCAUCAGGGUACUAUGCAAAGACCAUGUUAAUAAAAGCUUUUCCUUCCUUCCUUCCUUCCCUCCUGCUUACCUGCCUGCCUGCCUUCUUUCCAGCCUGCCUGCUUUCCUGCCCUCCUGCCUUCCUUCUGCUCAUGAGAAAGGGCCACAGAAGUAAACCUCCGAGUUUUUAAAAUGGCUCUGAAAUGUUUUCAUUUCUUCUCCAUUCUUGUGAGGAAUUCUACCCCAGUAGGUGCUACCCACGUUGCAAGGCAGAUGAAGGAUUUUAUGAAAACAGAAUCAAAGGAGCUGCACACACUGAAAUAUGUUUCUUUUUAAGAGAGAUUUCAAAACUUGGUAAGAAAAACAUGCUAUACUCAGAAGAGUCUAAUCAACUUGCACUUCUCCAAAGUGCUUUGUAAAUCGAUCUCUCUGUUUUCUUGGACCAGUACUUCUCUCCCAAACAAACUAGGAAAUAAAAUAUGCUUCAAAACAGAAAGCAGUGUGGCUGAUCAGAUGAUAUCAUCACCCAGCCAGUUUCCUCCACAGUCCCAUGAGCUGUUGUCUAGGCAGUAGUGCUGCUUAUCAGGAAUUUUAAAAAUUAGCAACCAGUUAAAUUUCAUUAGCAGAAAUCAUGGUUUCAGUUCCCAAUUUUUAUACUCUGAAUGGCCACACACUAUACCACGAAGGAAGUUGGUUUGCCUCCUUGGGAAGGAGGGUUGUUUUUCUGUUGCCUUCUGACCUGCAGUUUACCUUGGCUGAAUGCAGAUAAGUUUGUUGAAAUACUCCAGCUCUGUUGGAAAGAGGCAAGAUUUUGUACUUCAGAUUUUCAAAUAUUGCUCCUAAGACCAAUCAGUUAAAACUUGCUGCUUUCCUACAUCCCACACUCCCUCCAGUGUUCAUUCGGGGGUGUGGCUUUUUAAUUUUAACUAUACUUUGCUUGAAGAAAAUACACAAAAUGUUACUUUUGGGACUCUGUCCUGUGGUAUGUAUUAGAUAUGAGACAGGAACAGCAUGAAAAUCACAUGUGUUUAAUUAAAAGCGAAAGGUCUGUGUGUUGCAGCUGCAGAAACCACGUGCCGCCAUCUUGGAGGCAGAGCUUUUCUCCAGACAUUUUGGAUUUCCUGAGACUUUUCCUUUGGCUUUUUCCUUAGGUUUUGAAUACAACAGGAUUCUGCCGUACACACCCUCUCAUGCUGUGCCUAGGUGUUGUGUGUAGAUACACACUGUAGUGUUUACAUAUAUAUUUACAAAGUGUCUGUGGAGAUAAUGUUAAACUGCUAUUUUUGGAGAAUGAGGCAGAAAACUACUACUUUGUAUGCCCAGAGAGCCUCACAAACCCUGGUGAGUGGAGCUUUGUGGAGUCACACUGAGUUAGAAGCACAGCUAACUUUGUUUUGAAUUAUGGCUUAUUUAGGAGAAAUAAGCCCAUUCUGAGCAUCUGCUACAUUAAAUGAUGUUCUUCCUGCUUUUUCCUGAUGUGAUAGACUUCUGUCCACAAAAGAAAUUCAUGAGAAACCUCUGUGUAAGCCCCAGCUGUACUGUUUCCUUGCCCUGAUUUCAUCCUUCUCUUCCUUCAGUAAUAGAGUGAUGGUACAUAUCACGAUGAGAUGAGCCAAAAGUCAUCUAGUUUCCUCCACUCCCUCUAAAGAGGUUUUCUGUGCAGUGGUGAUCAAUAGAUAUAACUGCACUUAAUGCCUGCACAAGGUUACAGAAAUGGUGUUUAUCAGUGAUAGCUGCUUAGCUCGUUGAAAACUAGCACAGCAGCUAUGCUAAACUUCGGGCAUUGAACUAGGACAGCUUAAGGAUGCAGCGCGUUUACGAAUUAAAUAGUCAUUUCAAGUGAAUUUCAGUGCCGGGUUGUAAUUCUCUAUAAUAAUGCUUUAAACUUCCACCUUUAACUGAGAAGCGAAAUGUGCCUGGGCUCAAGCUCUCUGUUCACACGUUUGAAGGAAAGACUGUAGCUGUUAGUCAAUACUGGCUGGAGAGGGAUGCUGCAGUUGCAUGCUUGGUGUGUUCAGUCAUCCUUAAAAUCUGGCCUGAGCAGCCAGGUGGGCUGAGACAGACUACCUUUCUGACCCAGUAUUCCUGCAGGAGGGAAAUGGAGGUGUCAAAUGGCAACAAAGAUUGAAAUCACUGGGAGGAUUGGGAGAGUGUUAAGACAGCUCAGGAACUCGUCACAGAAAGGAGAUUGGCAAGGGAUGCAAGCAGGACACCAGAGAGGGCCAAGAAAUUGUCAUGAAAGUCAGAGCUGCCACACAGGGUCUGGAAAACAUCCCCAUUAGAUCUGCUUUCUGUAUGAUUUGAGUGAUAACGCAGGUUGUAUGGAAAGUUUUAAGUGAUAGGAAAUCAUUUUGUCCCAGCUUGAGUUUUGGCUUUCCUUAUGCACAAAUACUGUAACUUGGCAUAUUGAGUACACAUUUCCAUCAUUCUUUUUCUUGUUUUACAUCAAACUAAAUGCAAGUUCAAAUACCCUGGCAAGCACUGGGACUGUUGCAGGAAGGGGAGGGGAAGGCAGAGAGAGUGCAAAGUCAUUGCAAUUUACAUCCAGCACUGGAUUUCUUAAUGUCAUUUCUGAAUUCUUUCAUUAAUUUAUUUGGAAACACCUUCAGCUGAUUAGAGCAUAUAAAUCUGAAACUCUCAUCCCCUUUGAUGUCUAUAAAUAAUAACUGCAAAUGUUCCAAUAAAGGAAGCACUAAGCUGA